This is a messenger RNA of Pichia kudriavzevii, 1986 nucleotides long. RefSeq lists its product as uncharacterized. The coding region runs from base 1 to 1986 and encodes 661 amino acids. NCBI's taxonomy places the organism in Eukaryota, Fungi, Ascomycota, Pichiomycetes, Pichiales, Pichiaceae. The record is from RefSeq and is a predicted model, not a curated record. The transcript has a single exon.
AUGGCAACCACAUUAUCCCGCACCAACACUGAAGUCAUGGACGAUUAUUUACCUUUGACUACCCAAAUUACAAACCAAUCUGAUAUAUCACAAGUACAAGCACAAUCUAUUCAACCUAAUCAAUCUUCUCAACAACAUUCUUCUCAGAAUGACUUUUACCAAUAUAUCUCGUUGCCAAAUAUGUCUCAAGACUCUCUACAAAAAUUCUCCGAAAAUGAGGAACCGAUAAAUCCUAUUUCCGAAGCAGCCGCUCCUGCGCUGACCAGAAAUACUAAUAAUAAUAAUAUGAGCAAUGGCAAUGAUGUGCAUGAUAUUACUAAUAGGUCUAAUUUUGGUAACAUAUACAACCCUUACGCUAGUAUGGACUCAUAUACUGUCCCCCUCACUGCAGAUCCCCUGAACCCAGAGAUCAUGAAUCUUACUACUGAUGAAAGCAACUAUAAUAACGAAGAUAUCCAAAUUGUUAACCCAAGACAGACUACUACUAAUCCUACUCCAAGUAAUUUCAACAAUUCCAUAAAUCAGAAUAUAAAUCAAUCAGAGAAAAUAGAGUAUGAUGAUGACAUUUUGAUGGUUCCGCAAGAUAACUACUUUGUUUAUGACCAGCAAGAUACACAGAAUAUACCUGAGUUGAUGGAACUUGAAUUACAAAAUAAACAGUUUCCUCAAUCUAAUGAACUAAAUAUCUUCAAAGCAAAUGAUGUAUUUUAUGAAUUUUCUGAUGAAGAAGAUGAAGAUGAUGAGGUCGAUCUACAAAAUAAGUUAGACGAUGAUGAAAUGGAGAUGAAGAUGGAUGAGAAUGAUGAUGAUGAGGAGCUAGACGAAUUGGAUAAAUUUCAAAAGUCACCUUUCAGUGAAGAUCGUGAUAAUUCACUUGAAAAUCAUGCAACUAAUUACAUCAAGUAUAAUGGUAAUUGGAACGCUAGUAGUAAUAAUUACGGUUAUGACAAUUUGAAUUCCAUUUAUUCGUUAACAGUUCCGAAUCAAUUGAAUUCAAUAAGUGCAAACCAAAAUGGUAUAUCUGUCAGUGGUAUUUCGUCACCUUUGACUAGCUUUGAAGAUGUGGAUCUUUAUGCAACUGAUGAUACUAAAGAUAGUAGCACCAAUAAUGUGUCAAACAGCUUUAAUGUGACUGAUGAUGAAUUACAUCAAAUUCACAAUCACAAUACAUUCAACAUGCGACAUUUUGAUGAUUAUGAAGAAGAAGAAGAAGCAAAUGAGAGAGAGAUCCAUGACCACGAUGAUGACGAAGAAGAUGAAGAAGGAGAAUUUUAUGAUGAUGAGUAUGCGAUUGACAUCGACAUGGAUUCUGAUUUGCACACCCCUGUAUUUAAAGAUAGAAAAGAGUCUGUUACUGCCGAAUCAAGACCAUUCCUAAGAAAGGAGCGCCGUUCAUCAUCUUUAAGAACUUCUUCGAGACCUAAAAGACUGAGCAGAAAGUCUGCUUUUGCCUCCUUAAUGCCUCAUCAAGCACCUUCACUAAGGAAACCGAGGGUAUCUUCUCAUUCACAUUCUGAAAACUGCAGAGUAGAAUAUGACGAAAAUAAAAACGAAGAGCAUAUCUGCACAAUACCUAACCCUAAGACGGGCAAACCGUGCCUCAAGAAGUUUUCAAGACCAUAUGACCUAGUGAGACAUCAAAAUACAAUCCACGCAUCUAAGAGGUCAUUUUACAGAUGCAUGUUUUGUGAAGACGAUUUAAGAAGAAAGCAUGGUUUGGACUCUAUCAACGAAGUUGUCAUCGCUUGUAAAUACAGGGACACGCAAUUUUCCAUUGACAAUUCCCAAUCCCAUACUGCUAGUUCCCAUAAUGUUAAAAAGGUAAAAACAGGCACAGUUAACAACUCUGGGUAUUUAAGCAAUAAGACUUUUAGUCGUUGUGAUGCUUUAACAAGACAUUUACGUUUUAGACAUGGUUUAAAUAAUAAUCAGCUAGUAGAUGCUAUGGACUUUGCAAAGAAGAAUGUUGAGUAUUAUGAUAACUAG